Messenger RNA from Fragaria vesca subsp. vesca, 2021 nucleotides. RefSeq lists its product as uncharacterized. The record is from RefSeq and is a predicted model, not a curated record. The coding region runs from base 6 to 2021 and encodes 671 amino acids. Gene Ontology annotation, molecular function: zinc ion binding. NCBI's taxonomy places the organism in Eukaryota, Viridiplantae, Streptophyta, Magnoliopsida, Rosales, Rosaceae. The transcript has 3 exons.
UCAAAAUGAUGCAGGAAUUGUUAACCAUUGAUGACCUACCGGCGGCUAAUGUGGAACUGGAACCAGAAAAGAUUGACGGUGGAAAAAAUGGAGGUCCUUCAUUUCAUUGUGAUCUGUACGACACCGAAUUAGUCCACAAGAUAGCUCAAGGUUUCGUUCCUGGAUUAGCUACGGCUUGUGUUGAUAACACAUCUGGUGAUAUCUUCAGGACCCCUGCUUCUGUGGCCGCCGAGGUGCGAAAGGAAAUGGUGGAGUAUAUCACUCAAAGAAGCGAGAAUUUUGUUGCAGAAUCUGUUAUUCUAGAAGGUGGCCAAGAUGGACAAGUAUCUGAUCAUCCCUAUGACAUCAUUUCUGAAUUUGUUGAUGACUUUGCAAGUUCCAAGAGAAAUUUGUUUAGUAGGGUAUCAGGAUGGUUGCUCAGUGAAAAGAGAGAAGACAAUAUAGAUGAUUUUGUUCAGGAGAUGGAAAUAAAUGGGUUUUGGUUGGUUGAUAAAAGAGAAACAAUAGCACAGAGUUUGCUAAAGAAUGUCGACCUUAAGAAUGAGCAUCACUGCAGUAUGAAAUUUCACACCCAAGAGGAGCUUGAAGUGCAUGUCGCAAAGUGUAGCUAUAGGUCUACGAGUUGCAUAAACGAAGGAUGUAAUGCCAUAUUUUGUGCGAGACAGGUGGACAAGCAUGAUGCAGUUUGCCCCUUCAAGAUAAUUCCAUGCGAACAAAACUGCAAUGACAUGAUCAUGAGACGUGACAUGGACAGACAUUGUAUUACCGUCUGUCCAAUGAAGCUUGUUAGUUGUCCUUUCUAUGCGGUGGGUUGUCAAUCCCCAGUACCACAUUGUAAGCUUGAACAGCAUCGUUCAGAUGAUCUCCAUUCUCACAUGCUGUUUGUAUUACAAAGUAUACAUAAGGAGACAUCUAGGGAAGGUCUGAAAAGAAGGCUGGAGCAACUAAAAGAUGCAUCUUCAUCCAAUAACUUGGCACAAGCUCGAGAUGUGAGAUCACUAACCUCUGCAGUCAAGGAUCUUGAAGCAAAACUAGGACCGAUGGAAAUUAGCAGGAAACAACAAGAGAAUCUUGAUGUAGAACAUGGGCCAGAGGAGGUAGGCAGCAAAGCUCCAGAGGUUGUGGAACCAGAGCCAAAAGAAGUGAACAAUGAACCUGAGGAGGACCUUGUAAUAAAACCAGCGUCAAAGGAAGUUAGCCAACAAUCGGAGUAUCUUGAAGCAAGAUCAGAGCCAAAGGAAGUCGGUACAAAAUCUGCGGACGAUCUUGAAGCUAAACCAGCACAAGAUGAACUGAGCACCAAACCUGUGAAAGAUCUUGAAGCAAAACCGGCUGCAAAUGAAGUCAGUAGCUCAAAACCCCCGGAAGAUGUUGAAGCAAGGUCAGUGAGAGUGAGUAGGAAGGCCCUAACCGAACAAGAAGCUAAACAAGCAGCACAGGAACUGAGCACCAAACCUGCAGAAGAUCUUGAAGCAAAACAAGCCCCACAGGACAUUAGUAGUUCAAAACCCCAUGAAGAUGUUGAAGCAAAAUCAGUGGGAGUGAUUGGUCACGCUACAACAGGAAAUGAAGAUAAACCAGCAGCGAAGGAACUGAGCACCAAACCUACAGAAGAUCUUGAAGCAAAAUCAGCUCCAAAGGAAGUCAGUAAAUUAAACCCCCUCGAAGAUGUUGAAGCAAGGUCAGUGGGAGUGACUGGUCAGGCCCCAACAGGACAGGAAGAUAAACCAGCACAAGAGGAACUGAGCACCAAACCUGUGAACAAUCUUGAAGCAAAACCAGCUUUGAAGGAAGUGAGUAGCUCAAAAAUCCCCGAAGAUGUUGAAACAAGGUCAGUGGGAGAGAGUUGUCUGGCCCCCACAGGACAUGAAGCUAAACCAGCACCAAAGGAACUUAGCACCAAACCUGCAGAAAAUCUUGAAGCAAAACCAGCACCAAAGGAAAUCAGUAGUCCAAAACCACCUGAAGAUGUCAAAGAAAAGCCGGUGCGUGUGAGCGGUGAGGGCCAAAAAGGACAUUAA